Messenger RNA from Anneissia japonica, 3487 nucleotides. RefSeq names its product integrator complex subunit 10-like. The transcript is spliced from 17 exons. The record is from RefSeq and is a predicted model, not a curated record. Gene Ontology annotation, cellular component: integrator complex. Bases 23 to 2155 code for a protein of 710 amino acids. Lineage: Eukaryota; Metazoa; Echinodermata; Crinoidea; Comatulida; Comatulidae. Gene Ontology annotation, biological process: snRNA processing.
CUCCUUUGCUCAGUAAAACAAAAUGGCAGCCCCCAUGGACACAUCACAAAAUCUAAGUGGACCAGAAUGGAUGGUCGAAAAAGCUCAAAAAUGUGUCAGAACAGAUUUGUUUGCAUCAAAAUCAUUGCUGAUAACAGCAAGAUCACUUUAUCCUAGAAAUUUCCGAAUUCAGUUUGAGGCUUACAAGAUAGAGAAGUCAGCAAAGAAAACAACAGAAGGUGCAGCAAUCUUACUUGACAUGUUUCAACACUUCUUUGAUGAACCAGUGCUUCAAGAUGAACUUCAAGCACUUACAACAGCUUUGCAGUCUGACAGUCAAGAUUCAUCUGUUACCAUCCUCAGAGAUAUGUUUGAUUCUUUUCCACCAAAAGCAAAAUAUGAUAUUUUGCAAAAGAGCUCAGAAUAUGCCAAAAAUAUGAUAGAGAAGUCCCGCUGCAAGUUACUUUUGAUGAAGCAUUUUUCAGAAGCAAUUUCCCUAUAUGGAGUAAGCCUUGCAGAAAGUUUGAUUGACUGUGAGAAGGCGGAAGGAGAGAAAAGCGCCCUCAACCCAUACCGUAAUCUUCUUGUUUGUGAAGUCUUGCCAUUGGUAAUUGCAAAUAAACAGAUAGAUGUUCCAUUGAAGUUUUAUGCCAAGUGGCUGCAGAAAUCCAUGGCAUACUACCUUAGUUACAUCACCCACCCACCACGGAAACAUGAUCAGCUAGGCUCCUCAACACCAGUCUUAACUAGUCCUGGUCUUAACUCGCCACCCUCUACCAAAGUUUCUGGUUAUACUAGGCCUGGUUUUGAAGGGGCACCAAUAGAGGGCAGUGUUGAUGGCUGGGAGAAAAUGCAUGAGAUGAUUGUUAAGAUUGCUGAGAAGUGUGGCUGGAAUCUGCAGGCUAUUCCCAAGAUCUCAGGGAGUGUAACCUCAAGAUUCCAACAUAUAUCCGAGUGUUACCGUCAACAGCCCGCCGACUCCCCUGCUGUCAAUAAAUCUAUCUUUUAUUCAACUGUGCUGCUUUUUCUAAAAACUGCAUUUUUCUAUGCAAGCACAGUAGAUGCUGAAUCUUUUGCAAGUACAAGCAUUGGUCACCCAACAGCCCUGCUGCUUCUUGAGGAUCUGAAUGCGAGGCUGAAAUCAAAAAAACAUAAACACAAACACAAGAAAAUGAGGCUUGAUGAGAAUGAUAUCCCAUUGGAUUCUGAUAGUUCAGAUGAUCCAGGCCUUUCCAGUAUUCCAGCCAAUCUAAAGGUCAACAAGUCAUAUGGGGUCACACCAGAGUUGAUAGAGAACUUUGAGACUGCUGUUGAUUGUUGGAAACUGCUAUAUGCAAAUGAAUAUUUAGAAAAAGAUUUCAACUGGCUGUUGCACCGUUGGAAGGCUGACAAAUGGCUAUGGCUAACAUCUUUCCAAACUGACAUGAUGAUCUUCAAGGGAGAUUUUGCUCAGGCUUUGAGAAUGCUUCAAGAGAAACACAAGCAGAUGUCAAGCAUGCCCCUAGCAGAGGUUGCCAAGAAUAAACUGAAGAUUCUCCUGCAGAUGGCUGCUUGUCAUUUCCGCUUGGGUCAGUUCUCAAGUGCUUGUGAGAUGACCUUAGAUGCUGUCAAUCUGAUGCCAUCUUCUGAGAAUCCUGUAACAAAGCCGACUGCCCCCGAAAAACCAGCUCACGCCAGCAAAUAUACCCGCAUGCUGUUCCUGCUCCCGGUUACUGGAAGAGAACUCCUACCCUACUGCAUCCACUUGCUUCUGCAAUGCUAUAAGAAAAAAUCAUUUCACCACCACAAUACUAAGGAUGACAAAGCACUGGGUCACAUGAUAGUUUUAAUGCAAUAUGAUUGGCCAAAGGAGGAGUCAUUUUUUGCUGACGCAGUCAAGAAGAUCCGAAAACAAGGCACAUUUACCUAUCCCCUGUUUUUUAGGUUUAUAAUCAACAUUGAUAUUUUAGAGGAGUUUGCUUUCCUCGCUACAGAGGAGGGAGGUCCAGUUGAGCUUGAUCUUUUACCCCUCACACAAAGGCAAAAAGUAGUCACAAGAGGUGUUGUAAAAGGUGGAAAGGAAGAGUUCCGGAUGGCAUUGGAAACCCAAGUGAGAAGAUGCGAUGAGAAUGUGGAGUUCCUUUUGAAGCAGUUCUUAGUUAGUGAACGAGAUACAUUGCUUGAACAUCUCAUGUAAUUACUUUACAAAUAACUAAAACAGUGAAUAUUGUCUUUAAUAUGUGAGGGGUUUCUUUUAUCUUGUCAAUAAAGAUGUGAACAUUCAGUUGUAUCUUGGCGAUAGUCUGAAUGGAAUGCUUAUAUUGCUCAGUUUAAAAUGUUUUUACAAAUUACCAGUGUCAGGCCGUAAAAAACAAAGGGGUUUUAUAGCCAAAGAUAGUAGGCUGGCUGCAUACAUAGAGUUUUCGCGGGCUGCAAUAAAAUUGCCAGUGGGCAAGGUGUGGCCUGCGAGCAGCAGUUUUGCCCACAUGUGAAUUAAGCCAUUGUGUAAUAUUUUAUUUAAUUUUACUUUUUGUGGCUUUUUGUAAUAUAUUGUACAAACAGCUUUCUUCAACAACUGUAUAGAUGCUAAAGAAGCUGACUCCCAAGAUACUAAGUGUCAGAUAGAGGGAACAGAUACAGUAUGUAUGUAUGUACAGUAUUAUAUUGUUUUGAAAAAAAUUAAUUAUAUAAUAUUUUAAAAUGUCUUCUAUAUUUCUGGUAAAAUACCUAAAAAUUAAAUAGAACAUUGAAUUAUUAAUUUAAAAGGAUCAAUUAAGUUGAGCUCAUCAGCUGUCAAUGAAACACAGAUUAAAACAAUGUAGUUAUUGCAGAUUUACAAAAUUUUUACUAUGAAAUCCAUAAACUGGUGUCUAUUCAAAGAAUAUAUUUAUGCAUCUGUUAAUUGGCAAGAAAAACAAAUUAAUUGAAAGCAACUAACCCACUUAAAUAUAGAUAAUAAUCGAUAUAGUUAUUAGCUAAACACAACUACUACUGGUCUCCUUCCAAUUAAAGACCGCUCUGGGGCUGGGGUUUUCAUGGUCUUAGCAUAUAGAGAUAAGGAAUGUGUUAACAUUGGACCGGUGGUCUUUAAAUGGAAGGUAGUAUAUUUUAAUCCUAGUACAGUAGUAUUUUGCUCACAAUGCUAGGUCUUCUAGGGUAGAUCAUGCAAUUUCCAAAUGAUUUCUUUGUUCAAAAAUAGCAUGGACAUUACAUGGCGUGGUUGGCAUUGGAUUAAUUUUUACCAUCAUAAAAGAAACCUUGGUCAAAUCAUAAUGCUGUUAACUGAUGUAAAAUAUGUACUGUACAGGCCUCGCAGAAUUAUGAAAUUUUUGUUUGCCCUUCGGGUAAGCCAGGUCUCAGAUUUGGUUGCCCUCACAAUUUUUUACUUGCCCCCUAUAUUUAUUUCGCAAUUGACAAUGCUAGAGGUACCAACCUCACAUGACACAUAGCCUAUUAAAAAGUAGUACAAUCAACCAAGUUUAAUGAUUUGCGAAUAAAAACAAAUUUUGUAUUUUAUACCUAAAUUAAA